ACCUAAUGACUACAACUUACUAAGCCGAAAUGAAUAUAACUCACUAAGCCUGAACCAACACCUAACCUAAGCCCGAACCCACACCUCUCUCUCGCCUCUCUCCUCGUCCAACCCUAGACCUCGCUCUAAACUCUAGUACGAGACGACGACAGCGGCAGAGGUCCGCAAGAUAUGAGAUUGAAGAAGCUAACGAGCUUCAUUCCCUUCUUAGUUCCUCUCCCGCCUAUCCCUGUCUCUCACUUCUCACGAAAGGCAGCCAACCACCACACACCACUCGACCCCCAAAGCCCAGCUCAAAACUCACCAAUCUCGCUCAUAGCAUAUGCAUCAAUCGACGGCAGAGGGUGGAGAAGGCUCGUCUUCAACAAUCGCCCGGUGAGCAGUAUAAGGGGCCAGGGAUCCAGGGUGGGAGAGGGCGACCACGGCGACGAAGGGAGUUGAGCGUGACCACGGCGACAAAGGGAGUUAGCGUCAAGGAUGUGGAGCACGAUUUAUUAUGGGCGGAGUUAGAUCUUUGAUGCUGCUAUGUGAGAGGGGAGAAUGAAGAGGAAGAGGUGGGAGGGCGGAGGAAAGAAAGGGGUUUUGUUAUUUUUGGAGGUUCAAUUUGAAGAAAUAGUGAGAGCAGGAAAGAGGUCGUGUUCUUUGGGUUUGUAGUUCCGGACCGAUAUAUUUUUGGUUUGGCUAGACAGAACCGAAAUAUAUUUCGACUCAGAAUCUGUUUCAGCUUUCAGGAAUACUAGGAGACCGGCAUACCCUUGUUCGGUUUGGUUUGAACCAAAUCGAACCGAUAUCCACCCCUAAUCCUAACCUUGGUGGACAACCUUGUUUGCAUAAGUGGUGGCGCAACUCUAUAGAUAAGAUCUCCUGCGGAUUUCAGAUAUCGAUUGGACCCACCGGCAUUGAGAAAUUUCUUCGACAAUUUCUUUCCCAUAGGAAGUGUCUCUCAGACUGGAGCAAACUUCUUAGAGCAUUGUGUACGCGGUGGUAAAGAUCGUGGAUGAUUGCGAAGAUUUUGUAGUUGGAGUUAUCCACCGAAUUUGGUGGUGAUGGCCUGCGUUGAUGGUGAUUACGAUGGUUGCGCGAGGUUUCCACUAGAGUUGGUGCUGAUGGUCGGCGUUCGUGCUGAAGCAACGACGACGAGGUGUUAAUAAUUGUAAUUUUUUUUA
Linum trigynum is the source of this 1166-nucleotide messenger RNA. NCBI's taxonomy places the organism in Eukaryota, Viridiplantae, Streptophyta, Magnoliopsida, Malpighiales, Linaceae. The record is from the annotation of a GenBank genome assembly.